Penaeus vannamei (Pacific white shrimp) is the source of this 2891-nucleotide messenger RNA. RefSeq names its product ATPase family AAA domain containing bor (gene bor). NCBI's taxonomy places the organism in Eukaryota, Metazoa, Arthropoda, Malacostraca, Decapoda, Penaeidae. Gene Ontology annotation, cellular component: mitochondrion. Gene Ontology annotation, molecular function: zinc ion binding; ATP hydrolysis activity; ATP binding. Gene Ontology annotation, biological process: mitochondrion organization. The record is from RefSeq and is a predicted model, not a curated record.
GACUCCAGACACUCGUCAAUUUAAACCGAAGUUGACCAAGUUUUGUUUGUGUCGAAAAUAGUGUUUAUGCAACUCACUGUUUGAGGUUGUAGGCGACAGAAAUAAUUGUACCUCGUAGAAAAUAAAGAACUGUACACCAUGUCUUGGCUUUUUGGUAUGAACCAGCGCCCUCAGGACUUUUCUCAGUUUGUGCCACCACCUGGAGCUUCAGGUGGUGAUGGAGGGCCAGACGGACCAAAUGACCGUGGGAAGGGCAACUCCAGCAUGGAAGCAUACCGCUUUGACUCGGCUGCUCUGGAACGAGCUGCUAAAGCUGCCAAAGAUUUAGAGAAGUCUGCAUUUGCAAAGGAAGCCCUCAGUCUGUCAUUGAUGCAGGAAGAAACAAAGCAGAAGGAAAUAAUGACAAAAGCUAAGGAAAUGGAGGUGCAAAUAGAGGCAGCAAAAGCAGAAGGGAAACGCAUAGAACAGGAGGAACGAAGGAAGACAUUGCAAGAGCAGUCAAAACUUGACCAGCAAAAGUCACAAUAUCAAGAUCAGCUGGCUAGAAAAAGGUAUGAAGACCAGCUGGCUCAGCAGCAAAGAAUGAAUGAAGAUAACCUGAGGAGGCAAGAAGAGUCGGUUGCAAAGCAAGAGGCUAUGAGGAAAGCUACUAUUGAGCAUGAACUCGAGCAGAGGCACAAAUAUGAUUUAAAAAGAAUAGAAGCAGAAAUGACAAGCAAAGCCAAGGUGGAUCGAGAAAAUCAGGAUUUAACCCUGGAACAGAUCAGGGUCCGUGCUGCUGAAGAUAGGGAGACAACCCUAAAGUCAAUGAUUGAGAAACGUGAAACAAUACUGUCUUCUAUAAAAACAGCAGGGGCAGCUAUUGGAACUGGCAUAGAUGCAUUUUUAAGUGAACCAGCUAAGAUUCAAGCUGCCGUGGCAGGCCUUGUGGCUCUUACUGCUGGAUAUUAUGGUGCCAAAGGAUCCCUGGGCAUUAUGUUUAGGUUUAUGGAGGCAAGACUAGCAAAACCAUCAUUAGUGCGUGAGACCUCAAGGAUCAGUGCUUUUGAUGUUGUGCGACAUCCAGUGCAGACUGUAAAGAAGAUUCAGAAGAGACCUGAAGAUGUCUUAGAAGGAGUUGUUCUCAACCCUAGUCUAGAAGAAAGAGUCCGAGACAUUGCCAUUGCAACAAAGAACACCAAGUUCAACAAAGGCAUGUAUCGCAACAUUCUUCUUCAUGGACCUCCUGGAACUGGUAAAACCCUCUUUGCCAAGAAACUGGCAAUGCACUCUGGAAUGGAUUAUGCUAUUAUGACAGGUGGUGACAUCGCUCUUCUAGGCAGGGAAUCUGUUGGAGCCAUUCACAAGGUGUUUGAUUGGGCAGGUACAUCAAGAAAGGGUCUUAUCCUUUUCAUUGAUGAAGCUGAAGGAUUUCUGCGCAAACGUCAUGAAAAUAUCAGUGAAGAAUUGAGGAUGGCCAUUAGUGCUUUCUUAUAUCGUACGGGAACUCAGACUGAUAAAUUUAUGAUGGUGUUAGCUUCCAACACCCCUGAAGUACUUGACUUUGCUGUGGUUGAUCGUGUUCAUGAACCGGUAGAAUUCCCUCUGCCAACUCUAGUAGAGAGGGAGCGCUUAGUCAGACUUUACUUCGAAAAGUAUAUCCUAAAACCAGCAGCAGAGGGCAAAAGGAGACUGAAGGUUGCAGAAUUUGAUUAUAGUGGAGCAUGUACAAAAGUGGCUGAUCUUACUGACGGAAUGUCAGGACGUGAGAUCACAAACUUAGCUUUAGAUUGGCAGAUGACUACAUAUGCUUCAAGGGAUGGUGUGUUCUCAGAGGAAAUUAUGCUAAAGAGAGCACAGGCAGCAGUCCAGCAUAAGAAACACAAGGUAUCCUGGCGAAGUGCACAUGAAACAAAGAAGACUGUGUUCAGUGCAGCUGUUAUAGCUGCUGUUGAAAAUGCAAACAGUGCUCCUCCUUCAAAGCCUGAACCAGUUAGCUGAGAGCAGCAUGCUAUGUUAGGAAAUUAUUUCUUCUUUAUGAAUAUGGGAAUUAAUUUGUUCUUUCCAUGUUGCUUAUGAUGAUAUCAUAGCCUUUGUAGCAUUGAUAAAAGGAAUGAACAAAUUCAGAGUUUAAUUCUUGGUGUUUCAAAUACAUGGAUAUUUCAAAAUUAAAAUAAAUACAGUGACCAGUAUAUAUUUAAUAGAACUUUCAAUAUAUCUCUAUGGUGUUCAAUUAUGUAGAUUAACAAUAUUGGCAAAUCAGGAUUAUCUGUUAAAAUUGAAUAGAAUCUUAAAGAUAAUUUAAUGUACACAUUCUGCGUAAUCAUCAUUAGUUUACCGGUAUUUGUUUCUUAUAAUAAGAACUUUCAAAGAGAAUAGACAUACUUGUUAAAUAGAUAUACAUAUAUGCAUAAAUACAUCCAUGUGCAUAUUGCCAUAGAGGAGUACAUACAAAUAUAUGUAUUCAAAUAUUUAUUGAAAGAAAGUCUUGAGUUUGUGUAGAAAUAUCAAACAGCAAUGGUUAGCAAGUUCAAAUGUGUGUAAAUAGAAUGUGCGUGAAAAAUGUUCCAAAAGCCAAAGUUCUCAAUAUAAGUAACAAAAGUAAAGGCUGUUCAUAUUCAUACAUAAGUAAUAUGGUAAUGCAUUUCCAUUCCAAAGUUAUAAUUUUUUGUUGAAUGAAUUGUAACAUACAAUUAUACCCAGCUUUUGUUAGAGAUGAGUUGCCAUUUCAAACAUAUUUCUGAAUUUUGAUGCGUACAAAGAAAACUGGAAUAGUAAACUGAUGUUUGCUCCAGAUACUGUCUGUUCUUGAUAUUUUUAUAGCAUUGUGUAAUAUGAAAGAAUUGUACAUAUAUUAGAAAAUUGUAAAAUAUGAUGUAUAGAUGGUUGAAAUAAAUUGUUAACAACAGUUU